CUGCCUUCUGUGUGAAGUGCUGCUACCUACUAGCUCAGUAGCUAACGUCAUGCAUUAGAAGGCAAAGUUGGCAGCUGUUCAGAGUCUGGCCUUAACUAGUCUGCCUGCCAGACAGUGUUUAAACUAUAACCACUUUAACAGGAUGAAUGCCUCUUUAACAUGGCUUCACCCCCAGCCGGACAGUGUCCUCGAAACCUCGGCACAGAAAGCUGAAUCCUCGCGUCCUCCAACCUAAACAAGCCAAUGUCAACUAGCCGAAAGUAGCAGCCUGUGUAAAUCCGUGAUCAGACGUAACAGAAGCAGAAAGGAGGAGGGAGAGGAGAAAAUAAAGGAUGAUAAUGCAGCGCAUCCUCAAUAACGGGACACUGCGCCGUGUCGCAGCAAACCGCCCCUUGCUGUUGGGAGUCGCAGUCAUGGAGCCGCCGGUAGCAUUUUGUUGCUGUGCCCUCCGCCUGUCGGUACCACCAUCCGCACGACGGUGCCUGCUGUCAACGUCAGCCUUCAACAGGGCAGCCCAUCAGCCAAAACACCAGCCACCGCCGCAGGAACCACAAUCCACCUCCGUACCUUCAGCACAGGAAGCGCAGGAAAGGGAAGCUGUGCCUGAGGUUGCAGAGGUGGACCCCCUGCAGGACAAGUCCAUAGGCCUGGUCCAGAGGUUUAAGAGAACCUUUAAACAGUAUGGAAAAGUGAUGAUCCCGGUCCAUCUACUGACGUCCUCCGUCUGGUUCGGAACCUUCUAUUACGCUGCUAUGAAAGGUGUGAAUGUUGUGCCAUUCCUGGAGAUGAUAGGUCUACCAGAGUCCAUUGUAGGCCUUUUGAGAGACUCCUCAAGUGGCUACGCUCUGACUGCAUACGCCAUGUACAAGAUUGCAACCCCUGCCAGAUACACAGUGACUCUGGGCGGUACAUCACUGUCAGUUCAGUAUCUCCGCAAGCAUGGCUACUUAUCCACACCACCACCAGUCAAAGAAUACUUCCAGGACAAAAUGGAGGAGACGAAGGAGAAACUGACGGAAAAGAUGGAGGAGACAAAGGAGAGACUUUCCGAGAAAAUGGAGGAAACAAAAGGACUCUUAUCUGAAAAAAUGGAAGAGACUAAAGACAAGCUCUCUGAGAAAAUACAAGAAACCAAAGACAGAGUCUCUGACAGCAAAUCAUUUUUUAGGAAGAAAAAUGAUUAGGAAAUUACUUUUUACUGGUUGCACCUCUGAAUUAUCCUAUUAUGAUCCUAUAAAUAAUCAUUGAGUACGGGCAGAGUGACAUGGUACUAUUCUUGACCUAAAGUUUCAGCUUGCACUUCUAAGCGGUCACCUGUUGUCUAUUUAAGUGUGAAAACCCAGUCCAGUCCUUUACUGUCCAAACUUACACUUUGCACUGUAGUGUAAACUAGACAGUAGCUUCACAGACUCCUGGCAAUGCUACAACUUUAAGUCAGACAUCUCAGACUGGAUUUACACUGACUCAAGUGAUCUGGACUUUAACUCUUUGCUGGCUGUAAGCUGGUUGUUUAAAAAUAUGCAGCGUUCACAAGGAGGGGGGGGGGGGGGGAGAGGGGGAGGCCUGGGCUUCAAAAGAAUCAAUGUGCCUGUAUAAAAACAGCAUCAAUGUAAGACUAAAUGGGAGAGAGCAGCACUGAUCCUUCUGAACUUGAAGCUCAUGGUUACCUGUGUGUGCAAGUCCAUCGAAGCCUUUCUGAAGGCUGGGUAUCACUUUGUGUCUUUUCUAAUGUAAGUAGAAAGAAAUUAAGUUUUUCUAUUGUAUUUUUAACGGAUAGCCCAAGCUAAUAUAAUACAUUAUUGUACCAUUUAAUGUGGAGACUGAAAGUGUGCGUAUCAAGUGACAAAGUCAGAUUGUUUGAGAGCUGAUAAAGUCGGUCAUACAUGUGAACAUGCAGCGAGUACAGUUCAGUGUGUAUCAACACAACACAAACUGUACAACAUGGGCAGAUUGUCACAUGAAAAUCUUGGGUAGCCCAAUCUGGUAAAUAGAUAUAUGUUCUCUUCAGAAAUUUAAACAUGUCUGGUGAAAACCACAAAUCAAUAAAGUGAUAUGCUAAUAAUAAA
Messenger RNA from Labrus mixtus (cuckoo wrasse), 2066 nucleotides. It is a transcript of the gene mims1b, whose product is annotated as family with sequence similarity 210 member Ab. The transcript is spliced from 4 exons. NCBI's taxonomy places the organism in Eukaryota, Metazoa, Chordata, Actinopteri, Labriformes, Labridae. The record is from RefSeq and is a predicted model, not a curated record. The coding region runs from base 333 to 1184 and encodes 283 amino acids. Gene Ontology annotation, cellular component: mitochondrion.